This is a messenger RNA of Varroa destructor (honeybee mite), 649 nucleotides long. RefSeq names its product mitochondrial import inner membrane translocase subunit TIM14. Gene Ontology annotation, cellular component: PAM complex, Tim23 associated import motor. Gene Ontology annotation, molecular function: ATPase activator activity. Gene Ontology annotation, biological process: protein import into mitochondrial matrix. The record is from RefSeq and is a predicted model, not a curated record. NCBI's taxonomy places the organism in Eukaryota, Metazoa, Arthropoda, Arachnida, Mesostigmata, Varroidae.
AUAACAAAAUCUUCUCCACACGCGAUCAAAUCGUGUGUUCGAUGCAAAAGUUUACGCGGUUUGGUUGAUUUUACACAGAAAUAACUGAAAUUAAUAUGAGUUCAGUUAUAGCUGCUGGUCUUGCUCUGACAGCACUAGGUUUUACAGGCCGUUAUAUCAUGCGAGCUAGACCACUUUGGGGUAAAGCAAUAGAACGACAGAUGAAAGAGCUACCGAAGGUGGAGUUCAAAAUUAAUUUGGAUAAAUUGGCGCAAGAUACGAAAUACCACAAGGGUGGCUUCGAGGCGAAAAUGUCUAAACGCGAGGCUUGCCUGAUUCUCGGGGUUCCUCCUACCGUCAGCAAGGCUAAACUAAAGGAAGCCCAUAAGCGGAUUAUGCUUCUUAACCAUCCCGAUCGCGGUGGCAGCCCCUAUUUAGCAGCAAAAAUCAACGAAGCCAAAGAUCUUUUGGAUAAAUAAAUGCCCUUCUGUAAUUUUAUCUAAACCGUAGAAUUCUGGCAUACAUAUACGGAUAGACACACAUUUAGGCAAUUGCAAUAUUGUAUAGUAACGUAUAGGCAGAGAAAUGUUUUAAUAUUAAAGUAUAACCUAGUGGAAGAAUAUAGAAGCACAAACAGAGAAAAACUUAUAUAUAAAUAAAUAAUUAAUAA